Messenger RNA from Plasmodium malariae, 3828 nucleotides. RefSeq names its product 26S proteasome regulatory subunit RPN2, putative (gene RPN2). Bases 1 to 3828 code for a protein of 1275 amino acids. Gene Ontology annotation, biological process: proteasome-mediated ubiquitin-dependent protein catabolic process; regulation of protein catabolic process. The transcript is spliced from 3 exons. The record is from RefSeq and is a predicted model, not a curated record. Gene Ontology annotation, cellular component: proteasome complex; proteasome storage granule; nucleus. NCBI's taxonomy places the organism in Eukaryota, Apicomplexa, Aconoidasida, Haemosporida, Plasmodiidae. Gene Ontology annotation, molecular function: enzyme regulator activity.
AUGGAUUUUGAGAGAAACCUGCACAAAAGUGAUAUUGUCACAUCAGCCUCAGGAGUGAUAGCACUAUUGAACGAGGAAGAAACUAGUUUAAAAAUAUUUGGUUUGGAAAAGUUGAAUGCUAUUGUUGAUAUAUACUGGCCUGAAUUAGCUGACCAUAUUUUUAAAAUUGAGGAAUUAUGUGAAGAUCAGAAUUUUGUAGGUCGAGAGCUAGCCAAUUUAGUUGCCAGUAAGGUUUAUUUUCAUUUAGAAAAAUACCCAGAAGCUUUAAAAUAUGCACUGUGUUCAGGUAAAUUGUUUAAUAUAAAUGAAAAAUCGCAAUAUGUUGAAACAAUGUUGGCUAAAUGUAUUGAGAAAUACGUAGAAAUUAGGGAAAGGGAUUAUGAAGGUGAGGAUUUUAGCAAUGACGAUUAUUGCGAUAAUGACAAUAUUAAUGGAUACAACAACAUUAGUGGUUACAACAGUAGUAACAAUAACAACAAUAAUAAUAAUGUUAAUAAUGUUAAUAAUGUUAAUAAUGUUAAUAAUGUUAAUAAUAAUAAUAAUAGUAAUCAUGUUCCCGUUCAUAAUAAUAGCGGUAAAAGUAACCUUACCAUUAAUAAUGGAAAUAGUGGAGCUUCUUUUAUUGCUAGUAACGCGUACAAUACCAAUGUUAAUUAUAACAAUGUGGAUGAUGACAAUACAUACAGUAGAAGCAACUUUAGCCUGUAUAAUAAUUUUGACAACAAUAUUAGUAGUUAUCAUAAUAACAGUAAUACCAAUAAAGGUAUAAAUGAUAAGGACAUUUUUAAUUUGGAUUUAAAUAAUGAUAUAAAUAAAAAAAUGGAGCAAUUUGUUGAUGAGAUGUUAGAAAUAUGUAUAAAAAAUAAUAGCGUGAAAGAAGCGUUAGGGGUUGCUUUAGAUGCCAGACGUUUGGAUAAAGUAGAAUAUAUCAUUUUAAAUUCUCCAAAUAAAAUAGAAAUAUUACAGCAUUCUAUUUCUAAUGAAAGACAUAUUAAUACUACUAAAAAAUUUAGAAGAGAUUUUUUUAAACUUUUAGUAAAAAUUUAUCUUUCCAUGGAUGAAGAAGAAUUGAAAAACGAAUAUAUUAAUUUAUGUAAAUGUUUAUUUUAUGUAAAUGAUUAUGUAAAAGUUGCAGAGAUAUUAUUAAAUCUGUUACAUAAUUAUCAUUUGAUGGCAUAUCAAAUAUCUUUCGAUUUAGUAGAUUUAGAAAAUAGAAAAUUUUUAAAAAAUAUUUUAAGACAAAUAAAAGAAAUUCUUAUGAAAAAUAAAACGUACUAUUACGGAGAGGAAAAUUAUAGUACUAUUUCAUUCAAUGAAUUGAAAAAAGAUACAAUUAUUACGAAUGACAAUAUUUUAGUUGAACAGCAUGCAAAUGGGGAUCAGAGUGAAAGAAAAGAUAAUGCUCAUGCCGAUGCCGUUGCAACUUCGGCUGUUGUUGAUGAUAGUAAAAAUAAAAAUAAUAAUAUUGGUGAUAAUACAACUCCUUUGCAAAAUCAAGAAAAUAGUGUGAACGAAACGAUAGAGAAUGAAAAAGUACAGGAGGAGGAAUUGGAAAAAGAGAAUACAGACAAUGAUAAGAACAGCGAAUCGAAAAAGGAAGAUAAAAAUAAAUCAUCUGAUGAUGAUGUAUUCAUGUACGUACAUGAAAAACAUAAAUUAUAUGAUAAAAUAAAAAUAUUAGUUUAUAUAUUAACUGGAAAAGUAACCAUAAAUUUAUAUAUCGAAUUCUUGCAUCGUAACAAUCAUGCUGAUUUAAUAUUAUUAGAUAGUUAUAAGAAUGCUGUAGAUUCUAGAAGUAGUAUAACACAUCAUGGAAUUGUAAUAGCACAUGCAUUAAUGCAAACAGGCACUACAUGUGACGUUUUCUUACGUUCAAAUAUUGAGUGGUUAUCAAAAGCAAUUAACUGGGCUAAAUUUUCAGCCACUGCUUCUUUAGGAGUUGUAUAUAAAGGACAUGUAAAUGAGUCUUUCAUUGUUCUUUCAUCUCAUUUACCAUACAACGAUGUAACCCGACAGAUAGCAAACAAUUUAAACGUAGGUAUUUCACCAAGUGGUGUAUAUUCAGAGGGGGGUUCCUUAUAUGCUCUUGGUUUAAUACAUGCCUGUAAUAAUACUAAUGAUAAGAAGGUAAAAAAUUAUUUAUUAGCUCAAUUAAAAUUAAAUGUGAAUGAUGAAGUAUUACAACAUGGUUGUUGCUUAGGGUUAGGUUUAGUUUGCUUAGGAGAAAGUGAUGAUGAUUUAGUUUAUGAUGAGUUAAAAGCAGUUAUGUAUUCUGAUUCUGCAGUAGCAGGUGAAAGUGCUGCUUAUGCCAUUGGAUUGUUAAAAUUAGGGAGUGGAGAUGAAAAAUGUGUAGAUGAAUUGUUGGCAUAUGCACAUGAUACGCAACAUGAAAAGAUAACAAGAGCAUGUAGUAUAAGUUUAGGAUUUGUUAUGUUUCAAAAGGAAAAAGAAGCAGAUGCAUUAAUUGAAGAAUUAAUAAAUGAUAAAGAUGCUAUUAUAAGAUAUGGAGGUAUGUUUACUAUCGCUUUAGCAUACUGUGGUUUAUCAAAUUAUAAUAAACAUAUAAUAAAGAAAUUAUUACAUUUUUCUGUUUCAGACGUAAGUGAUGAUGUUAGAAGAGCAGCUGUUAUUGCAUUAGGUUUUGUAUUAUGUAAUACCCCUUCACAAGUACCCAUGUUUUUAAAUUUAUUAAUUGAAAGCUAUAAUCCACAUGUACGUUAUGGUGCUGCUCUAGCGUUAGGUAUUGCAUGUGCAGCAUCAGGAAAUGAAGAAGCAAUAGAUAUGUUAAUGCCGUUAUUAACAGAUACAACCGAUUUUGUUAGGCAGAGUGCUUUCAUAUCAUUAGGAUUAAUUUUUCAACAAUCAAAUGAACAUGUUAAUCCUAAUUUUAAAAAAUAUAAAGAUGAAAUUAUGAAAAUUUUAUCAGAUAAACACGAAGAUAUUAUGGCAAAAUUUGGAGCUAUUGUAGGUGCUGGCUUAUUAGAUAUAUGUGGAAGAAAUGCUGUUUCUACGUUUUUUACAAGAAGAGCUAAUAUUAUAAGACCGCAGUCAGCUGUUGGUUUUUGCCUGUUUAGUCAAUUAUGGUAUUGGUUUCCUUUAAUACAUAUGAUAAGCUUAACCUUUUUACCUACUUGUUUAAUUGGCCUUACAGAAGAUUUGAAAGUUCCUAAAAACUUUAGUGUUAUAUCUACUUGUAAAAAUCAUACUUUUGACUAUCCUUCUUUUUUAAGUAAGGAAAAAACGCAAGAAAAAAAAGAAACAGUCACAGCAGUCUUAUCUACAACUGCCAAGAGAAAAACAUUGAAAUUGAAGAAACAAAAAAGUGAUAACAAAUUAACAAAGGAAAAAACAGCACAAGACGACAAUAGUUCUGUUUUAUCUGAUGGAAAAUCUAUGAAAAAUUUAGAAAUUUUAAGUACAGCAGCUACAGUAGGUCAGUCUAGUCAUGUAUCUCAUGCAGAAAGCAUUGAAGGUAGUGCAAAUGACGAAAAUACGAACGAACAGGCAAAUGAUUCAAAUAAUUUUGCACAUCUACAAAAAAUUAAGAAACCUGACAGUAAAAGUAAAAAUACUAGUAUAUCGUCAUCCACUAAUAAUAACGUUGAUAUGAAAAACCCGUGUAGAGUUAUAAAAAUGCAAGAAAAGUUUAUUGAGUACCUACCCAGUGAUAGAUUCAAACCUAUUCUUCCAACACGAAAAUCGGGCUUUAUUAUGCUUAUAGAUACAGCGCCAUCAGAACCAUCCGACUUUAUAGAAUUAAACCUUGAGAAUAAUAGCAAGAAGGAAGCUCCUCCUUUUGAGCCUUUUGUGUGGAAAGAAGAAAAUUAA